Molecule: messenger RNA, 3285 nt
Organism: Sphenostylis stenocarpa
Lineage: Eukaryota; Viridiplantae; Streptophyta; Magnoliopsida; Fabales; Fabaceae
Source: the annotation of a GenBank genome assembly
AUGCCAACCGCGUCCCGCUUGUUCGUGAUCCCAACGACGAGGCCCAUCCUCGCAAAAACCAUCGUCUUCAUGUCCUCCUGUUCAGCUCGCAGGCUCGAACCGUGCGAGCCGUCACCGUCCCCUGCGUGCGCGGAAGAAGAAUCCCGAAACGUGAGGGUUUGGGCGUGGUGGGACUUCAAGAACUGCCCCGUACCCUCGGAUUUCGACGCUUCCAAAGUCACUCCGACAAUAAUGGAAGCAGUGAGAGCAAACGGAAUCAAAGGCCCUCUCAACAUCACCGCUUUCGGCGACGUUCAACAGCUCCCCCGGGCCCACCAGGAAGCCCUCGUGUACACAGGCGUUCGCUUCAUCCAUGUCUCCAACAGGGAAAGAAACAGUGCCGAUAUUCUUGUUGACCUUAUGUAUUGGGUUUCGCAGAACCCUCCACCGGCGCACAUAUUUAUGAUAUCCGGUGAUAUAGACUUCGCUGGUACGUUACACCGUUUGAGAAUGAGUAAUUACAAUAUUUUGCUCGCUACGCCCAAGAAAACUCCUGAUGUUCUCCUCCACAGUGCUGCCACUAUUGCCUGGCACUGGUAUUCGAUGCUCAAGGGACAAAAUCUUACUGGAAAGGUCCUCAACCAUCCUCCUGAUGGGCCUUUUGGCUCUUGGUAUGGAAGCUUCAAGGAGGCUGUGACGUUGGCCGAUCUGCCGGCGGUUGAGGUACCGGUCACGGUUGCAGCUCCGCAGGUUACCACUUUGCCCAAUGUGGAGGUCUAUGGGCCUUCCCUGAGCUCGGUUCCUAAGUCAGUUGCGAGGCAGGUUAGGCAUAUAUUGAGUUUACAUCCAAAAGGGUUAGACAUUUCUAAUCUUCGUGCUGAGUUGGUGAAAUGUGAUGUGCGUUUGGAGAAGAAUUUAUAUGGACAUAAGAAGUUUUCCCGCUUUCUGAUGUCGUUGCCGCGCGUAGAGGUUCGGGAUGGUGGUGAUGGUUCUUUUACUGCGCAUUUGGUUCCUUCGAAAUCCAUGGAACCAUCUGAGAACAGAUACAUUGAAUCAGCAAUUUCUGGUGCUAAGAACGAGGAAGCAGGAUGUGCAGCGGCUCCAGAGCUAAAUGGUCAGGGUAAAAGUAAGGUGAGGAAUGCUGAUGGGAAAUUGUCAAUUGCCUCGGACUUUGAAAGUAGCUUGGGUGAAGAUUUAACAUCAUUUCAACCGGGGCGGUCACAAGGGAGACCUGUUGAGGAAAGUGAGUUGCGGAAGUCUUCUCUGGCUUGUGACUGGUUUGUGGAUCUAGCUAGUGCUCCACAGUCAGAAACUCAACUGCUACACAAGGACACCAAAGAUUCUAAAACUAAGAUGGAUUCCCUAAAAAUGGGUUCUAAAAAAUUGUCUGAUAAUGACACUGUUAGGUCUAAGGUUGCAAGCAUGGAAAAACAUACCACUAAAGAGAGUAACUCUGCUGGAAAUGAUCAGUCAACGGUGGAAAACAAUGUUAUGGCAAAUUACGAGUCUGGAAAUUUUGAAGCAAAAAAUAAAUGUGAGAAUCCGGUAAAGGAGAUUGAUGAAGUUUUUCGUGGCUUAUCUUUACCAGUUGAUGGCGCUCAGGCUGUCCAAACGCCUGGCGGAAGUGCUGAAACUAAUAACAGAAGUCCAACACUGUUUCACUGGAUUAGACGGUGGUGGCCAUUUGGGAAAAACAAUGAAAAGUGUGAUGAUUCGACGACUCAUCAGAACAAGGUGGUUAGUCAUGUUGAGGAUUCAAAGUUAUCUGAACUGGACCAGACGGCUAGUCAAUCAGAAGAGCCCAACUCUGAACUGGAUCAUAAUGUUAGUCAAUCUGAAGAGCCCAAGUUAUCAGAAUUGGAUCAUCCCGGAAAGACGGAGUUAUUUUCCAGUGCUUCCUUUUGGAAUGAUAUGGAAUCUUUUAUCUUUGCACCCAGAGCCUCACUACUUUUCUCCCAGUCAAGAAGCAGGGAGGAUGUGGUGCAAAGGUUACAGAAUGGAGGACCCUUGCUUCUUAGAUCACUCCCCAAAAAGGAUAUCCUUCAAUUGGUUGAAAUGUUAAUAGCAGAGAAAAAAUGGUUGGAGGAAAUGCCCUCCCAAAAAUUUCCUUUGAAGUUAACUAAGGCUGUUCAUAAAAAUUCAAUGGUGGACCAAUCCCAUGGUGCAAAUGGUUUGAGAUCUCUCUUUCUAAGUAGAACAUCACAGUCGAACCUGCAAAAAUCUUUAGAACCUGAUGUGGAGAAACACAAUCAGAAUGUUUCUCACACUCCCAUUUCUGCGGUGGUCACUGAAACAAAAUAUAGUGAGAGAUCUAGAAAUGAUAUAUUAAAUGACUGUCAGAAACUUGUGAGUGAGAUACUAAGGGAACACCCAGAGGGAUAUAAUGUUAGUUCUUUCCGAAGACUAUUUGUAGAUACGUAUGGGUAUCAUCUUGACAUAAAGAAGCUUGGUUAUCAGAAGUUGGCAGCCUUGCUACAGAUAAUGCCUGGGGUUAAAUUAGAGUCCACUUACAUUUUUCCUUCUGUUCAUGCUGUCUGUGAUUCUGAUUUGGAAACUUCUAUCCUCGAAACUCAGGCAACAACUGAUAAUCAUGCGGUCUCCAAUGCAGAUAGUGAAUUAUCUGAGUCAACCCAGGAAGAUGAUGACAUGGAAUCUCGAUGGGAGGAGUUAGGUCCUGUUUCUAUCACCAAUUCCGACAAGAAUUGUUUGGGUUUAAAGUCAAGUAAGAAAGCUAUAGAAUUGGAUGUAUCAAAAUCAAAGCAUCCUGAUUAUGAACUUGUCUCAGAUGACGAGUCUGCAGCAUCUGAAGGAGAUGACUCUUGUUUGACUCAAUCAGAAGAGCACAGAAAGUCAAUUUGUAAUGAACGUGACAGUUCCUUUUGGCAAGCAAUGGAUUUCUGGCACAGCUGCAAAGAAGGAGAGAAUAGUGUCAAGAAGUCAGACAAUUUUGACAGCUUGGGCGUUUCUCUGGCUGAUAUUUUAGAUUCAUCCACUGAGUCGACCAGCGGUACCAUUUCUGGAAUUCCUUCAUCAAAUUACAGAGAUAAUAUUGUCAAGAAGUCAGAUGAUGUUGACAGCUUGGAUGUUUCUCUGGCUGAUAUUUUUGAUUCAUCCCUUGAGUCGACCAGGGUUACCCCUUCCAAAACAUCUUCAUUAAAUUACAGAGAUAAACAAAAAACUCACAAGAACUAUUCCUUCGUUGUUGAUCCGGUCUUACCAAACAAGGGCAAGCUGAUUGACGACUUAAAGAAAGUAGAUGAGUCAAAGAUGCAAAAAUUGAAUAGUUCCGGUUCAAGUAGGACUUGA